AUGCACGCACUUCUAGAAGCCGGGGGCACUCGGGCACCAGUUGACCCGCAGGAGGGACCUUCCAAAGGUCCAGUGAGCUCGGACCAACCCCACCUGAGGUACCCAGAUAUACAGAUGUUUCCUUCGGAUAUGAUGAUGUCCACGGACAUCCAGGUUGCCUUCGGAUUUUAUCAAGUUGUCUUCGGUUUAGUCAGCAUGCUUGACAACUGCCCCACGAGUUCUAUGGUACCCGGACUCGUGUGGAGCGAGGACGCGGAUCAGGUUGACCAAGGAAUUGACGGAAACAAAGAGGCUGUAGACGUGCAUCCGAGAGCCACAACCGGGCAUUUCCCGCUUCCCGCUCUUCCCCGUUUUGAUGUAGGGUUCCUUGCUUCACAAGUGAAGAAGUUUCAGAUUCCAGAUCUUCAAUUCUUGAUUCGAAGCUCCUUUCAGCUCAUUGCAUCAGAUUGCAGAAAUCUCCACACCAAUCAAUUGAAGAUGAAGACGGGUCAGUGGCGACUAGGCAUGGGUGACAUGCAGACCGUGCCCGGGGCUCGCCAUCGCCCACCUCUGAAGAGGCCAUUGUGGAUUAUUGUCUUGGUUUCUUUGGUCAGCAUCUUUGUGAUUUGUGCUUUUCUCUACCCUCCUCAAAGCAGCGCCGCUUGUUACAUAUUUUCUUCGAGAGGUUGCAAGGCUAUUACCGAUUGGCUUCCACCUGCUCCUGCAAGGGAAUAUACUGAUGCUGAGAUUGCAUCCCGUGUUGUGAUUAGAGAGAUUUUGAGCGCACCUCCUAUUCAAUCCAAGAAUCCGAAAAUUGCUUUCAUGUUCCUUACACCCAGUGCAUUGCCUUUUGAGAAGCUGUGGGAUAAGUUUUUCCAUGGUCAUGAAGGAAGGUUCUCUGUUUAUGUCCAUGCUUCUAAAGAAAAGGCAAUUCAUUUGAGCCGUUACUUUUUUAAUCGCGAGAUACGCAGUGACCCGGUGAUUUGGGGGAAAAUUUCCAUGGUAGAUGCAGAGAGAAGAUUAUUGGUAAAUGCUCUUGAAGAUCCUGAUAACCAGCAUUUUGUCUUACUUUCUGAAAGUUGUGUGCCACUGUAUACAUUUGACCAUAUCUAUGACUAUCUGAUGAAUACAAAUAUAAGCUAUGUUGACUGCUUUGAGGAUCCUGGUCCACAUGGAAAUGGGAGGUAUUCUGAGCACAUGUUACCUGAAAUUGAAAAGAAAGACUUCAGAAAGGGUGCACAGUGGUUCACUAUGAAGCGUCAGCAUGCUGUGAUAGUAAUGGCUGACGGUCUUUACUACUCGAAAUUCCGGGACUACUGCAGGCCGGGUUUGGACGGGCGCAAUUGCAUUGCUGAUGAACAUUACUUGCCUACCUUUUUCAAUAUAAUUGAUCCUGGUGGAAUUGCAAACUGGUCUGUAACACAUGUUGAUUGGUCUGAAAGAAAGUGGCAUCCAAAGUUAUACAAGGGUCAGGAUAUUACUUCUGACCUUCUGAAGAAUAUUACGUCAGUUGAUGUGAGCGUGCAUGUAACCAGUGAUGAGAAGAGGGUAGUACAGAAAUGGCCUUGCUUAUGGAAUGGUAUACAACGGCCGUGUUACUUGUUUGCAAGGAAGUUCCAUCCUGAGACUCUCAAUAACUUGUUGCACCUUUUUGCCAAUUAUACAACAAUUUGA
Messenger RNA from Prunus armeniaca (apricot), 1653 nucleotides. NCBI's taxonomy places the organism in Eukaryota, Viridiplantae, Streptophyta, Magnoliopsida, Rosales, Rosaceae. The record is from the annotation of a GenBank genome assembly.